UGUAGGACGUUUAACCAGCAAACCGCACCCAUCUGUUGAGUUUAACCAGUACGACCAGUGAUGCAUGGUUUAACAACCAGUCUGUUUGAUUUAGGGUUCAUUGCUGUGCUUUGAGCGAGAACACAAACAUGGAAACCGUGAAAGAGUUUCUGCGGGGAGUGGAGGUUGACAGCCGGGCUGCAGCGCUGCUGACGGGCGCUGCUGCUGCGUGCGGACUGGGAGCACUGGUGGUACUGGCGCAGAAGGUCUGCAGGCACCAGGAGGCGAAAGAAAAGAUGCAAAAAGCCAGAAACCGCAGAGCCGACAGCCUGCAGAGGGCUGAGCAGGCCGUGCUCCAGUACAGGAAGUCGCAUCCAGGCACCAACUCCACUGUCAUCCUGGAGAUGUCUCUGUCUGAGUUGACAAAGAACCUGCAGGAAGGCUCGCUGAACCCUGAGGACGUGUUUUACUCUUACAUGGAAAAGACUCUGGAGGUAAACAAAGAUCUGAACUGCUGUACAGGGAUCUUGUUGGAGAGCUUUGACCAGCUGAAAACUGUUGAUUCCAACAAGGAAGGUCUCUUGUAUGGAGUUCCAGUUAGCAUCAAAGAAAACUACGCAUACAAGAAUCAUGACUCUUCUUGCGGCAUCAUCCUAAAUCUGGACCAGCCUGUCCAGGAGGACAGCGUGAUAGUGGAAGUUCUGAAGAGACAAGGAGCUAUUCCCUUUGUGAAAACCAACUUGCCCCAAGCUCUGUUAAAUUACGACUGUGGUAACCCCAUCUAUGGGCAGACCGUGAACCCCCAUAACCUCCAGAAGACCCCCGGAGGUUCAUCCGGUGGGGAGGGGGCUCUCAUCGGGGGAGGAGGCUCCGUGCUUGGUUUUGGCAGUGAUAUUGCGGGAAGCAUCCGUAUUCCUGCCUCGUUUUGUGGGAUCUGUGGCUUAAAGCCAACAUCAGGUCGGCUAAGUGCACAGGGUUUGAGAUCCAUUUACCGAGGGCAGAAAUCAGUGCUGUCAUCUCCUGGACCCAUGGCGAGAGAUGUGGACAGUCUGGCUCUGGGUAUGCAGGCUCUGCUCUGUGACCACAUGUUUUCUCUGGACCCCACUGUUCCACCACUUCCUUUUAAUAUGCAGGUUUACCAGAGCUCCAAACCUCUCAGGAUCGGUUACAUGGAAAGCGACGGCUACUCACAACCGUCCCCAAGCAUGGCCCGAGGCAUCAGAGAGGUCAAAGCUCUGUUAGAGCAAGCAGGGCACACUUUGGUGCCCUACAGUCCUCUGAAGAUCAGUUACGUCAUCGAUGAACUUUUUCUAAAGGGUGUCAUGGCAGACGGAUCUACCAGCCUGAUUGAAAAACUGGAGGGGAGCCCUCUGGACCCUUGUCUUGGACCACAGGUUGCACCUUGCUAUCUUCCCAAGUGGUUGAAGAAAACCCUCUCCUUCCUCCUCAAGCCUCUGUCUCCUCGGGGCUCUGCAAUGUUAAGUUCGAUUUGUGGAGUCAGCUCUGUUCAAAAUCUGUGGAAGCAGCAUGCUGCUGUCGAGGACUACAUUCGGGAAACAAUAGCAGAGUGGAGAAGAUGCAACAUAGACGUGCUGCUCUGCCCUGUGAUCGGACCAGCCUACAACUUAUUCUACUGCGGCAGGCUUACCUCUGUUAUCCCUUACACUGGACUCUACAAUCUCCUCAACUUUCCUGCCGGCGUGGUUACUGUUUCCACGGUGACGGCAGAGGAUGAGGAGGAACUCAGGCACUUUAAGGGCAUUCAAAAGGACUACUGGGACAAGCUGUUCAAACAGGCUGUCACCGGAGGCGAGGGUCUGCCCGUGGCGGUGCAGUGUGUCGCCCUGCCGUGGCAGGAUGAGCUCUGCCUGCGCUUCAUGAAGGAGGUGGAACAACUGGUCAAACAGAGCAGGGAGUAAAAGCCUGGAGGCCACAGGUGGAGCUGCUAACUUCAGGGGCUUAAGGAUGAAUAAGCUUUGAAUAUGAAAACACAAACAACUAGCCAGUCUCGAGAAAAAUAAUAAUAAUACAAUACUCAAAUCUUUUAUUUUUCAUUUUAUAUAGGCCAUAACAAAGUGUGAAACGUUUAAAGGUAAUAUUCAUGUUCACUGAUGAGGUUCACUCUUUCUUUGUUUUAUAAUUUCAUUGACAAAGAACAAUUAACAUGUUGUUUCAUUUGUAUGGUACAUAUUACAUGAACUUGAAUCAUGUUGUUUUGAAAUGAAGAGUCUAACUGCCAUGAUAAGCUUACUUACUUACUUACUUACUUACUUACUUACUUACUUUAUGCUUUAAAGAAAUUGAAUUCACAUCACCAUUAGGCAAAGAGGCACAGCAAGCACGUGUGGAAAAUAAUGUUUAAAAUUAUGAUUUAUAAUGAAUACAGAAAGUAAUGGUGUCUCCUAAAUCAUGAUUGUCUAUUUACAAGCACUGACAUCUUUCUGUGACAUGAUGAAAUAAAGUUACUGAUGUUUACC
Messenger RNA from Anoplopoma fimbria (sablefish), 2456 nucleotides. Its product is annotated as vitamin D3 hydroxylase-associated protein. The transcript has 15 exons. Gene Ontology annotation, biological process: fatty acid catabolic process. Lineage: Eukaryota; Metazoa; Chordata; Actinopteri; Perciformes; Anoplopomatidae. Gene Ontology annotation, molecular function: amidase activity; fatty acid amide hydrolase activity. Bases 129 to 1898 code for a protein of 589 amino acids. The record is from RefSeq and is a predicted model, not a curated record.